Messenger RNA from Solanum verrucosum, 930 nucleotides. RefSeq lists its product as uncharacterized. The transcript has a single exon. The coding region runs from base 1 to 930 and encodes 309 amino acids. NCBI's taxonomy places the organism in Eukaryota, Viridiplantae, Streptophyta, Magnoliopsida, Solanales, Solanaceae. The record is from RefSeq and is a predicted model, not a curated record.
AUGGAGAUCUUAUCAGACUCUGAACAACAGAUUACAUUACAACUUACAUUUCAAGAUUUGGGAGAUUCCAUCAUCUAUACUUUUGUUUAUGCUAAGUGUUCAGCACUUGAAAGACUAAGCUUGUGGGAUGAUAUUUAUUUACUGAGUCACAAUAUGAGGUUACCUUGGCUUGUUGGUGGCGACUUCAAUGUUAUUUUGAAUGAUGAAAAGAAAAUUGGAGGUCAUCCUGUUUAUCCUCAAGAAUAUGAGGAUUUUGCUUUUUGUGUGAACUCUUAUGAGACUUUUAAUAUUAACUUUAAAGGGAGUCCUUUUACUUGGUGGAAUGGAAGAGCGUAUGUUGAAUGUAUAUUUAAAAGACUUGAUAGACUGUUGAUCAAUCAGGUUUUUCUUGGUCAUUAUGGAAAUGUGGAGUUGGAGCAUCUUGCAAGAACAUGGUAUGACAAUGCACCCAUGUUACUGAGUAGUGGGGAUCAGACUACUAAUAUCAAGAGGUCUUUCAGAUUUUUGAAAUUCUGGACAGAAAAAGCUGAUUGCAAAGAAGUUGUGAGAUAUAAUUGGGUUGCUGAUGAGUCCAUUGAUGUUUUUAUUAACUUGAAACAAAAGAUGAAGAGGACUAAAAUUGCAUUGUCUACAUGGAGUAGGGUGAGAUUUGGAGAUAUUUUUAAGCAACUUGCAAAAAGGGAAGAAAUUGUUAGAAUUAAAGAAGGUCUUUUUGAAGAACAACCAACUGCUGAAAACAGAGCUAUUCUUCAAAAGGCACAGGCUGAGUUACAACAGUAUUUACACCACGAAGAGGAAUUUUGGAGACAGAAAUAUGGUGUUAAAUGGUUUACUAAAGGAGACAAGAAUACAAAUUUUUUUCAUAAUCUUGUGAACGGGAGAAGAAAGAGAUUACAAGUCAAAAGAAUCCUUAAAAGAGAUGGUGUCUAG